AAAUGACCAAAAUGCCCAAACAGUCAAAUCUAAAAACGCAGAAAGUCUUGUUAAUCUCCAGAAGUUUCUAAACCCCUUAUCCCUGCUUAAAACCCUAACAUCGUUGGAUCAUAUAAACCCCCUUCAUCGCCUAUACACACAUUUAUAUAUUUAUACUUACACUUCCACACCAAUACUAACUCAGCCAUCAUUCAAACAAAAUGCACAAGAUCUCUAAGCGAUCCGUCUCAUCUCUUCUUCGAAACGGCGCCGUGCGACACCGAAGUGCCGCUGCCCCAAUCUCUGCUUUCAAUCUUUCGGCCGGGGAGGUUGAUACGAAACCAAGAUGGUACUCAGUUGUACCAACAUCUGGUAUUUCUGUAUCUUCUAAGCUCAUCAAUAUAAAAAGUGAGUUCCCUCUGGGGAUACGCUAUGAAUCAACUGCGGCAGCUUCUGAAUCAUCAGACCCGCCCUCUGAGAAAUAUGAGUAUCAAGCUGAGGUGAGUCGACUCAUGGAUCUCAUUGUCAACAGCCUGUACAGCAACAAAGAGGUUUUUCUUCGUGAACUUAUCAGCAAUGCAAGUGAUGCACUGGACAAGCUUCGGUUUCUGAGUGUUACAAAUAGUGAGCUGAUAAAAGAUGAAGUUGAUCUUGACAUCCGUAUUCAGGCUGACAAGGAUAAUGGCAUAAUUACAAUCACUGAUUCUGGUAUUGGUAUGACACGUGAAGAACUAGUUGAUUGUUUGGGUACCAUUGCGCAAAGUGGGACAGCGAAGUUUCUUAAAGCACUGAAGGAAAGCAAGGAUGCUGGAGCUGACAGCAACUUAAUUGGUCAAUUUGGUGUUGGAUUUUAUUCAGCCUUUUUAGUGUCUGAUAGGGUUGUUGUAUCUACUAAGAGCCCCAAAUCUGAUAAGCAAUAUGUAUGGGAAGGGGAAGCAAAUUCUAGCUCAUUUACUAUCCGAGAAGAGACUGACCCUGUAAAUCUCCUUCCGCGGGGAACCCGUUUGACACUUCAUCUCAAGCAUGAUGAAAAACCUUUUGCCCAUCCAGAAAGGAUACAGAGGCUAGUGAAAAACUAUUCGCAGUUUGUGUCAUUUCCAAUUUACACCUGGCAGGAAAAGGGAUUUACCAAGGAGGUUGAAGUUGAUGAAGACCCGGCUGAGGUGAAAAAGGAUGAGCAGCAGGAUGUGAAUCCUGAAGAGAAGAAAAAGAAAAAAACCAAGACAGUCGUGGAGAAGUAUUGGGAUUGGGAACUUACGAAUGACACUCAGCCAAUAUGGCUCCGGAACUCAAAAGAAGUUUCUACAGAAGAAUAUAAUGAUUUUUACAAGAACACCUUCAACCAGUACUUGGAGCCUUUGGCUUCUUCGCAUUUUACAACAGAGGGAGAAGUGGAGUUUAGGUCUAUUCUCUAUGUGCCUUCUGUGGCUCCAUAUGAGAAGGAUGACAUCGCCAAUCCUAAAACAAAGAAUAUAAGGCUCUAUGUCAAACGUGUAUUUAUUUCAGAUGACUUUGAUGGAGAACUGUUCCCCCGAUAUUUGAGCUUUGUAAAAGGUGUUGUGGACUCAAAUGAUCUCCCCCUUAAUGUAUCACGUGAAAUUCUCCAAGAGAGUCGUAUAGUCCGUAUAAUGAAACGGCGAUUGGUGCGAAAGACCUUUGAAAUGAUAAGACGCCUGUCUGACAGCGAGAAGCGGGAGGAUUACGAGAAGUUUUGGGAUAACUUUGGAAAACACAUUAAACUGGGGUGUAUUGAGGAUCGUGAUAAUCACAAAUAUCUUGGUCCUUUGUUGCGAUUUUUCUCUUCACAAAGUGAGGAGGAGAUGAUCAGUUUGGAUGAAUACAUUCAAAACAUGAAGCCUGAGCAGAAAAACAUAUAUUACAUUGCUGCAGAAAGUGUGUCAAGUGCAAAAAAUACACCCUUCUUAGAAAAGCUCCGUGAGAAAGAUCUUGAAGUACUGUUCUUAGUUGAUCCCAUUGAUGAAGUUGCCAUCACAAACCUGAAAUCAUAUAGUGAGAAGGAAUUUGUUGAUAUUACCAAAGAAGACCUUGAUCUAGGUGGAGAAAAGGACGAGGUGGAAGAAAAGAAAAUUAAAGAAGAGUUUGGUCAGACCUGUGAUUGGAUAAAGAAGCAGUUAGGUGAUAAAGUAAGCAAGGUUCAGGUCUCUCAGAGGCUAAGUACAUCACCGUGUGUUCUUGUAUCUGGAAAAUUUGGUUGGUCAGCUAACAUGGAGAGGCUGAUGAAGGCACAGGCUGUUGGAAACAGUAGCAGCCUCGAGUUUAUGAGAGGCAGGAGAAUCUUUGAGAUUAAUCCUGAACACCCAAUAAUUAGGACGCUAGAUAAUGCAUAUAGGAAUAGUCCAAAUGAUGAGGAGGCCUUGAGAGCUAUUGAUCUCUUAUAUGAUACAGCACUAGUUUCCUCUGGCUUCACUCCUGAAAAACCAGCCGAACUUGGUGGGAAGAUCUAUGAGAUGAUGGACAUGGCACUUUCUGGCAAGUGGGGAUCUGAUAGGACCAGAAUCAAUGAAUUUCAACAGGAAGCAGCAACAAACCCAGGAACUGCUGAAGCUGAGGUGAUUGAACCUGCCGAAGCUGAGAUAGUUGAACCCGCAGAAGCUGGUUCUCAGAAAUAAAUGUCUGUUUUCUUGGUUUCAGGGGAAGAAAAUUCUAAGAAUUAAUGUAUAAAUGAGGGCGGUAGUUUCAGAGGCAGAUUAUUACUGGAUAAAAUGUUGUCUAUUUUGAGUGGUGUAGUUUUGAGAAUAUUAGCCCAGAUGUUAAAUCUUUGUGACAGACAGGCUUAAUAAUGACAUUUGAACUACUCAGCAAGUCAGCUAAUUUGCAGUUUGUUUCUUA
This is a messenger RNA of Daucus carota subsp. sativus, 2829 nucleotides long. RefSeq names its product heat shock protein 90-6, mitochondrial. Gene Ontology annotation, cellular component: protein-containing complex; perinuclear region of cytoplasm; chloroplast stroma. The record is from RefSeq and is a predicted model, not a curated record. The transcript has 20 exons. Gene Ontology annotation, molecular function: ATP-dependent protein folding chaperone; ATP binding; ATP hydrolysis activity. The coding region runs from base 201 to 2609 and encodes 802 amino acids. NCBI's taxonomy places the organism in Eukaryota, Viridiplantae, Streptophyta, Magnoliopsida, Apiales, Apiaceae. Gene Ontology annotation, biological process: protein folding; cellular response to heat; protein stabilization.